Messenger RNA from Pocillopora damicornis (cauliflower coral), 1440 nucleotides. RefSeq names its product calcium-responsive transcription factor. Gene Ontology annotation, molecular function: DNA-binding transcription factor activity. NCBI's taxonomy places the organism in Eukaryota, Metazoa, Cnidaria, Anthozoa, Scleractinia, Pocilloporidae. The record is from RefSeq and is a predicted model, not a curated record.
AUGGAUGAUAACAGUACACCUCGGGCUUCAAGAUGGACCAUACAGUUUGACCCUUAUUCCGGUGCUAUUGACACACAGCUGCCAGCAUCCCCAUCCAUUAUGCCAGUCUUUGGGCUACAUCUGGGUGGGGCAGGCUUGAUGUUAAGGCCCUCCAUUUUAAGCGCCUAUGUAUACAUAUGUACGUAUGUGUUUGUGUACAUGUAUUGUAUUUCUAGCUUAGCUUGGUUCCUCUUCUCAUAUAAAAACGUAGGAGUAAAAGAAAAUGCAGAGAAAAAUGCUGAGAACCACCAUAUACAAUGGGCUGACUCACAGGAGAUGGCAGGAUGCAGACUAAGUUUUGACAGCAUCCCAUUCCAAAUUGUGGGGGUCAAAGUUUCAGAAUGCCAAAAUGGGCCAGACAGAAGUAAGGUACUCAAAAGGAAGGAGGCUCAAAAGAGACCAAAAAGAGAUUGGUUUCAGAAGGAGAAUGCUGAUCACUGCUAUAACAACACCAAACAGUGCUUUAUAGUACAGGAAACAAAGAAAUGUGACUGUCCAGCAAAGAUCCACCUGAGGAAAAUAAUCAAGUAUCCUGAAAAUAAGAUUUCAGAGAACACAAAGAGUAGAAGGGGGACAAUGUCAAAAUUUCUGAGAACAAUCAAGAAGUGGAAAGAAGAAAGCCAAGAUGAUAAUUUCUUUUUCAGGCCUUGCUGCCUAACAAGUGAUAGCAAGUCCUAUCAACAACCACAGUCACUGAAGGAAGAGGACAGCACUGAUGUAAUUGAAAUAAGCAUAGGUGAUCAAUCCAACAACCUCCUCCUUGUUCACCAGACGAAGUGGCAAAGAGAGUUGCUUUUGAAGUAUGGUUGUGAAAUUUGCCUACUGGAUGCAACGUACAAAACUUCACGCUAUGCCCUCCCCACCUUCUUUCUGUGCGUGAAAACCAAUGUAGAUUACUGUGUUAGUCCUGUAGCAAAUGAAGAUUUGGAAAAAAAAGCAGAGGUUGCUGGGAAAAGCUCCAAACAGUCAGUAAGCAUGCAGAAUGAAGGAAGAUGCUGCAGAGAGUUGUUGAAAGAAAUUCAAGAUCUCACCUACCUUUGUGAAUCACUUAAGCAAGACCUUCAGAAGGCACUGGGAAAGUUCCAUCCCCUUGUGCCAUCAGAAAAUGGUAUCUUCAUGCAGGAGAAGACACAGUGUCAGAACAAAGUAUCAGAUUUUCCUGAGUAUCAAUACAGUCUCUUUAUUUUCAGCAAAUUUGUCAUUGAGGAACAUAACAGCAGAAAAAAAUACAGAUUAGCCUCGGUGUUCUUGGUUAGCCUCAGUGUUCUCAGUGUGGUACAGAGAAUGUUGUCAAGACCUCCAGUGAACACAGGAGCGGUCAAAGAGGUCCUCCCAGUCAUGAUGUUAAUUCAAGAGCUGUUCUGGCGUGUCUACACACAGGAAUCGGUGAAACCCACCUAA